Brenthis ino (lesser marbled fritillary) is the source of this 1845-nucleotide messenger RNA. The record is from the annotation of a GenBank genome assembly. NCBI's taxonomy places the organism in Eukaryota, Metazoa, Arthropoda, Insecta, Lepidoptera, Nymphalidae.
AUGUAUAACACAUUAUAUCCUAAAGCAAAUAUAGACGAAUAUAAAAUUAAAACCGAAAAUAUUACGCUCAUACUACAGAAAAAUGACUGCCAACCCUAUAACGAGAGCGCUGAUUACUUAAUUAACACUCCAGGAUGUUUCAUACCAAAUUACUUAAAAACAUUUAAAUUAAAAGAAGCACGACCUAUUAAAAAAACAUGUGGCGAACGCGCAGUGUUCAUUAAAAAAAUAUCUAACGACAUUAUCAAAUUUAAAAUAAAUCAACACAAAAUGACGAACUAUAAUAAAGGAGAAAAGUAUACGUGUUGUUAUAAAUUUGCCCGCCCGUCCAUCGUUUUAGGAAAGAUAGAUAACACAGCGUUAAGAUAUUCUCCAUGUGAAUAUUUUACAAAUGAUACAGAGGCUCCUUUAGAACAUGAAGUCAUCGUCGUAACUUGUUUUCUUAUUAGAACUAAAAAUAAGGUUAUAUACGAAGAUGCUUAUGCCAUAAUUAAAAAAAUAAAAGUAAUAAAUCAGGAUGAGAAGGAAAAAUCUUGGAACAUAUUGAUCUUGGGAAUGGAUACCAUGUCACGUGCAAGAAUUUAUAAAAGCAUGCCUAAAACAGCCGCUUAUUUAUCACAGAAUAAUUGGUUAGAUUAUAGGGGAUACCAAAAGGUUGGCUAUAACACGUUUCCAAAUGUAAUGGCAUUGUUGACUGGCAAGGAAGUUUCGACGGUAUACAAAGCCUGUUCGUCAGGUAUGGACAGCUGUAACGAAUUAGUUAUAUGGUCUGCAUUUAAAAAAGCUGGAUACGUUACGGGUACAGGAGAAGAAUAUCUACAACUACCCGACACAUUCGCAAAGCGUGGAUAUAAAAAUUCACCUACUGAUCAUUAUUUAAGACCACUUUUUCUAACUGGAGAAAACAGAAUUGGUAGCCUUGUGUGCACGAAAAAGGUGUCAUCAGGAAGGCAUAUCCUUGACUAUGCCUCGCAAUUUGCAAAUGAAUAUAAAACAGAUAAGUUCUUUGGAAUGUACUGGUUUAAUUCCUAUAGUCAUAAUCUGGAAAACAUACCUGCGCUUAUUGAUGGAGAUAUCGUUGACUUCUUUAAAAGCCUUAAUGAUACAGGAAUUUUGAAUAACACAUUUAUAUUUUUCUUAAGUGAUCAUGGAAUAAGAUAUGGAACACAGAGAAUUCCUUAUGAGUCAUAUUACGAGGAGCGCUUACCAAUGCUUUUCGUAUGGGUGCCCCAAACUUAUAAGGAUAUUUAUUUUAAAGAGUAUAAUAACAUGGUGUUGAACCAGAACAGACUUGUUACUCCGUACGAUGUUCGUUUAACUUUGGGGGAUAUAAUGGUAUCGUCUACAAAUACUAUACCAAAAAUAAAUACUGAAGCAUGCUCUAAAUGUGUUAGUAUCUUCAAUGAAAUCCCACCGGAAAGAAGCUGUAAAGACGUUAACGUAGAAGAUAAAUGGUGUACUUGCCACAAGCUGGAAAGCAUAAGUGAAAAUGACUUAGACACACAUCGUAGUUUACAACUAUCUGUGUCAUAUUUACAAGACAAAAUGAAAAAUAUACCAACUAUAUCUUGCAUGGAAUGUAUUGUGCUAAAAUUGAAAAAGGUACUACGAGCGCACACGUAUCGAGACGAAUCCAGCAACAGCACUUAUUUUGUGUUAGCAUUCGUCUUGACACCUGGCGAUGUUGGUUACGAAGCUACGAUUGUCAAACGUAAUAACGAAUUUAUCAUAAUGCAACCGACAUAUACUAUCUCGUCCUACAAUGCAAGAGGAAGUUGUGUUAUUGAACCAAAUCAUCGCUCAUAUUGUAUUUGCAAAAAAAAAGCAAACUGCAAAAGUAAACAC